This is a messenger RNA of Symbiodinium sp. CCMP2592, 900 nucleotides long. The record is from the annotation of a GenBank genome assembly. NCBI's taxonomy places the organism in Eukaryota, Dinophyceae, Suessiales, Symbiodiniaceae.
AUGGCGGAGCUAUUGGGAAAGGUCUGGGAUGAAGCGUUACCUACAAUUCAGCGCCGCUCGAAGCGCGUCGUGACCCGGGCGGGACACUCCGGUCGGUGGAGUUUGGUGGCCAGCGCUGCGCUCAGCUGGUCAGUCCAGCGCCCUGGUGGCAAGAACCUGGUGUCCAUGGCCGCUCGUGGUGGCGAGAGCUAUGACGCUCUGGUGAAGGACCUGGAGACCCUCGUCAAGGAGACGGAGUCUGGACUCCCGCAUGUCGCGCUUGGACUUCUGAAGCCCAUCACUGAGAAGUACGUUCCAGACACCAUCGUACAUGCAGAUCUUUGGACCUUGGCUGCCAAUGUGGCAAUGAAGGUGAAGGUGGGCCGUCUCCCGGACGGCGCCAAGGAGAUUGAUCACUUUCGGGCACAUGAGCACAUAGUGUCAAAGGAGCACGAGAGCAACCUCAGCGCACCUUCUGCAGCAGCAGGUUCCGAAGAGACGGAGAACCACCUCCGGCGAUGCCCAUGCAAGGAGGAGCUCAGUGACCUCCGGCGGUUGCCACCGAGGUCUUCGGCAGAUCGUGACAAGCAGGAGGCGGAAGCUUUGGCGCAGCAGCUGGAAGGGCUGAUGCCUGCAGCCGAGGCGCAAACCAUCAAGGCUUUGGCCUUUCGCGCAGCCUGGUUUACUGCCAACCAGCGCCGGUUCAACUUUGCUGAUGCUGCUGAAGACCAAAGAGCUGUAGAGUUCUAUGCCGACCUACUGGCGAGCCUGACCAACCCCGAGCAGGAGAAGAACAUCAAGUCUUUGUCGUUGAAUGCCUCCUGGCAUGCGGCCAACACGCGAUCAAUGCUCUGGAGAGAUGCCCGCGAGGAGCCGAGAAGGAGGGAAUCAAUGCACAGCAGGGACAGCUGCGGUCGCUGA